This is a messenger RNA of Trichomycterus rosablanca, 2789 nucleotides long. RefSeq names its product glutamate receptor, metabotropic 6a (gene grm6a). Lineage: Eukaryota; Metazoa; Chordata; Actinopteri; Siluriformes; Trichomycteridae. Gene Ontology annotation, molecular function: adenylate cyclase inhibiting G protein-coupled glutamate receptor activity. Gene Ontology annotation, biological process: G protein-coupled glutamate receptor signaling pathway; regulation of synaptic transmission, glutamatergic. The coding region runs from base 1 to 2718 and encodes 905 amino acids. Gene Ontology annotation, cellular component: plasma membrane. The transcript has 11 exons. The record is from RefSeq and is a predicted model, not a curated record.
AUGGCAUCUCACUUACCGCCAUUGUUUUUCUUGCACAAACUUCAGCCUGCUUCCCUAAGCAGCUGUCACUCAACCAUGAGGUGCUGCCUUCUAUGGAUUCUGUGGAUGUGGAUAAGCCCGGCUUCGACAGCGCACCAGCACUCGCACCCGCACUCAAUCAAAAUUCCUGGUGACAUCACCCUGGGUGGCCUCUUCCCUGUGCAUGCCAAAGGCCCAUCGGGUCUUCCGUGUGGCGAGAUCAAGAAGGAAAAAGGGAUUCAUCGUAUGGAGGCCAUGCUGUAUGCUCUGGAUCAGAUCAACAGUGACCCAGACCUGCUGCCCAACAUUACACUGGGGGUGCGAAUUCUGGACACAUGUUCGCGGGACACGUAUGCAUUGGAGCAGUCGCUCACCUUCGUCCAGGCCCUCAUCCAGAAGGAUACCUCUGACAUCCGGUGCUCCAGUGGUGAGCAGCCAAUUAUACGCAAGCCAGAGAGAGUGGUGGGCGUGAUCGGGGCAUCAGCCAGCUCCGUCUCCAUAAUGGUGGCCAAUGUGUUGCGACUGUUUGAGAUUCCUCAGAUCAGCUAUGCUUCCACAGCGCCGGAGCUCAGUGACAACAAUCGCUACGACUUCUUCUCACGAGUGGUUCCUCCGGAUUCCUAUCAAGCUCAAGCCAUGGUGGAUAUUGUAAAGGCACUGAGGUGGAAUUACGUAUCCACGCUGGCCUCAGAAGGGAACUAUGGAGAAAGCGGAGUGGAUGCUUUCAUUCAGAUCUCUCGAGAGGCAGGAGGUCUGUGUAUUGCUCAGUCCAUAAAGAUCCCACGAGACCCGAAGCCUGGAGAGUUUGACAAGAUCAUUAAGAGAUUAAUGGAGACACCCAAUGCUCGAGGAGUCAUCAUCUUCGCCAAUGAGGACGACAUCAAACAGGUUUUAGAGGCUGCUGGAAGGGCAAACUUGACAGGUCACUUUAGAUUUGUUGGCUCAGACAGCUGGGGGGCGAAGAGCGCCCCUAUCCUGGACUAUGAAGAUGUGGCAGAAGGAGCUGUCACCAUCCUGCCUAAAAGAGCAUCUAUUGACGGGUUUGAUCAAUACUUCACAUCUCGCUCUCUGGAGAAUAACCGCAGAAAUAUCUGGUUUGCUGAGUUCUGGGAGGAUGACUUCAGGUGCAAACUGACACGUCCAGGAAUCAAACUUGACCCAGAAAAGAAGAAAUGUACAGGUAAAGAGAGGAUCAGUCGUGACUCUGUGUACGAGCAGGAGGGGAAGGUACAGUUUGUAAUUGAUGCUGUGUACGCCAUGGCUCACGCCUUGCACAACAUGCAUCAGGAACUGUGCCCUGGCUCCACGGGUAUCUGUGAUAAAAUGGACCCGGUGGAGGGACGAUUACUGCUGAGCUACAUCAGAUCAGUUAACUUCAAUGGCAGCGCUGGUACUAGUGUUCUUUUCAAUGAGAACGGAGAUGCUCCAGGACGCUACGACAUCUUUCAGUAUCAGUUAACCAACACUAGCAGCCCAGGAUAUAAAGUCAUCGGCCAGUGGACGAAUUUCCUCAGACUUAAUGUGGAGGAGAUGCAGUGGUCUGGUGGAGAGCAUGAAAUCCCUCCUUCCGUCUGCAGCUUCCCAUGCCACCCAGGCGAGAGAAAGAAGAUGGUAAAGGGUGUGCCAUGCUGCUGGCACUGUGAGCUCUGCGAUGGUUACCAGUACCUGGUGGGAGAGUUGACCUGUGAUAUGUGCCCAUUCGACAUGAGGCCUACAGCAAACCACACAGCCUGCACUCCCACACCCAUUAUCAAGCUGGAGUGGCAUUCACCCUGGGCCAUCGUGCCAAUGUUUCUGGCCAUCCUAGGCAUCGCAGCCACUCUAUCUGUGAUUGUCAUCUUUGUGCGCUUCAAUGACACCCCGAUCGUUCGAGCUUCAGGACGUGAGCUCAGCUAUGUUCUGCUGACAGGCAUCUUCCUAAUCUAUCUCAUCACUUUCCUGAUGAUUGCUGAGCCAAGCACUGUGGUAUGUGCCUUCCGCAGGCUGCUGCUUGGUCUGGGCAUGUGCAUCACAUACUCAGCCAUGCUGACCAAGACCAACCGUAUCUACCGCAUCUUCGAACAAGGGAAGAAGUCAGUGACACCACCCAGGUUUAUCAGUCCAACAUCUCAGCUUGUCAUUACCUUCAUCCUUAUAUCCUUUCAGGUAUUUGGAGUCUUCGUCUGGUUUGGUGUGGUGCCUCCGCACACUAUUGUGGACUACGAUGAGCUGAGACCACCCAACCCAGAGCUGGCACGUGGCAUUUUAAAGUGUGACAUGUCCGACCUGUCACUCAUUUGCUGCCUGAGCUACAGCAUUGUGCUGAUGGUCACCUGCACUGUCUACGCUGUCAAAAGCAGGGGCGUCCCUGAAACCUUCAACGAAGCCAAACCCAUCGGCUUCACCAUGUACACCACCUGCAUUGUGUGGCUGGCAUUUGUGCCCAUCUUCUUUGGAACAGCACAGUCUACUGAAAAGAUGUACAUUCAGACGACAACACUGACUGUGUCCAUGAGUCUGAGUGCCUCUGUGUCUCUGGGCAUGCUCUACAUACCAAAAGUGUACAUCAUCGUCUUUCAUCCUGAACAGAAUGUGCAGAAACGAAAGCGCAGCUUUAAAGCUGUAGUUCAGGCGGCCACCAUGUCUACCCGUCUCUCACAGAAGUCCAACAGUGAAAAGCAGAAUGGGGAAACCAAACUGGAUUCUGAGAGGACACAGUAGCAGGUGCCUGGAGCAACACUGGACUGCAACACUGGAUUGCAACACUGGACUGCCACAAUGGGCUGCAAGAG